This is a messenger RNA of Prunus armeniaca (apricot), 2502 nucleotides long. Lineage: Eukaryota; Viridiplantae; Streptophyta; Magnoliopsida; Rosales; Rosaceae. The record is from the annotation of a GenBank genome assembly.
AUGACAAAGAAGAAGAACCCCUGGGUUUUUAUGGAUGUGUCCGUCGAUGGCGAUCCUGUCGAACGAAUGGUUUUUGAGCUUUUCUCUGAUGUUGCUCCCAAAACUGCAGAAAAUUUCCGUGCUCUAUGUACAGGGGAAAAGGGGAUCGGUCCAAAAAGUGGAAGACCAUUGCACUACAAAGGGUCUUUUUUCCAUCGCAUUAUAAAAGGUUAUAUAGCACAGGGUGGCGAUUUUAUCAAAAGAGAUGGUACAGCUGGUGAAAGCAUUUACGGUGAAAAGUUUCCAGAUGAGUUGCCUGUGCUAAAACACUCUGGACCUGGCAUUCUAUCUAUGCCUGUUGCUGUUCGUGACUCUUUAGGUUCUCAUUUCAUUAUCACCUUUGCGGCUAACCACAAUCUUGACAGAAAGCAUAUAGUUUUUGGGAAGCUUGUUCAGGGGCAUGAAGUCUUGAAAAAGAUUGAAAAUGCAGGUGAUGAAGAUGGGAAUCCAACUGUAUUAGUUAAAGUCAUCAAUUGUGGUGAACAUAAUGAAGACAAAAAGAAAAUAAGUAAAGUGAAAGUGGGAAAGGAUGCUUCUUCAGAUGCUAAUAGUCAUGAAGUGAGGCGGAAGGGAAAGCACAAGAAAUCUUCUAGAGAUAGAAGGAAGAGGAGGAGAAGGAGAUACGAUUCAACAUCUGAAUCAGACAGUUCCUCUGAUUCUGAAUCGGAGUCAUCCGAGCCAGAUAGUGAUUCUGAUUCAUAUGUGUCCUCAUCGACUGAUGCUAGUUCUUCAAGUGAUGACAGGCGUAAGAAAAGAAAGAGAUCUUCUAAAAGAGACAAGCAUAGACGUGGAAAAAGGCGGGAUAAACGGCGUGACAGAAAGCGAAGGCGGCGGGAUAAGAAAUCUAAGACCAGAUCAAGAAGGGCAUCGGACGGUCUUACAGAUACCGACAGUGAAAUUGAAAGUGACAGUGACCAUGAACAUGAAGGCCUUGAUGCCAAAAGGAAGGAUCGAAAGUCUAAGGAUACUUCUGAAAAAGCUGUUGGAAACCAAUCCCCCAAUGCCCUGGAUGAUGGUGCUGCGUCAGUUCACCAUAAAAAGAGGGAGGAAGCAGAAGUGCUUGAGAAAGAAGGUGCAUCGCCCAAGGAGAAUGGAGAGAAGCGGAGCAAUGGCCAUGGAGCAGGUGUUAAAUAUGACAAAAGUGCAGAUAGACAGCCUGACAUAGUUGAUGAUCACCCAGGAAAAUCUAGGAGCCGAAGCUUGAGUCCUAAGAGGGCCAUGAGUAAGAGUAUGAGUAUUAGUCCCAGGAGGAGUCUGACUAAGAGCCCAAGCUUUAGUCCCAAACGGAGUGAAAGCAGGAGUUCAAGUGUUAGUAGAAGCCCUCCUCGGGCCCCUCAAAGGAGCAGGAGCAUCAGCAGGAGUCCUGUUAGAAGUGAUAGCAGUAGAAGCCCAGCCAGAGGUUUCAGCAGAAGUCCAGUGAGGGGCCGGAGGGGUAGGAGUCCAGUGAAAGCGCGGUCUCAAAGAAUCAUCAGGAGUCCUGUAUCCCGCCCUAGACGAAGUGUAAGCAGGAGCCCACCAAGGAAAACAUCGCAUAAAUCAUUCAGCAGAAGCCCUGUAAAAGUUCCAAGAAGCAUAAGCAGAAGUCCACCUAGAAAAGCACCGCAUAAAUCAAUUAGCAGAAGUCCUGUCAGAGCUUCAAGCAUAAGCAGAAGUCCACCUAGAAAAUCGUUGCUUAAAUCAGUUAGCAGAAGCCCUGUAAGAGAUUCAAGAAGCAUAAGCAGAAGCCCAGUGAGAUCUUCUCGAAGGAGUGCAAGCAGAAGCUCUGGUAGGGUUCCUUCUAGGAAAAGCACUAGCCGCAGUCCGUUCAGAGCCCCGACUGGGAAUAACCGUCGUAGCUAUUCAAGGAGCCCUAGCCCAGUAGUGCGCAGGGUAAGGUCACCUCCAUCACCAGAUCGGGGGAGGAGCUUGUCCAGAAGUGUUUCACCUGAUGGGUCACCGAAGCGCAUUAGAAGAGGGCGGGGUUUCAGUCAGCGAUACUCUUAUGCACGGAGGUACAGAACCCCUUCUUUAUCUCCUGUGAGAUCUUAUCGUUAUGGUGGUGGUCGAAGUGAUCGUGACAGAUAUUCAGGUUACAGAAGGUCCAGGUACUCCCCAAGGCGUUAUAGAAGUCCACCAAGAAGAACACCUCCUAGAUACAGAAGCAGAAGAAGCAGAACUCCUGUAUCACGCAGCCCCCGUUACCGCAGCCGAUAUAGUCGUAGCCGUAGCCCCAUCAGGAGUCGUAGUCCCAUUCGGAGCCGUAGUCGGUCUCCAGUGGAGGUGGCUAGAUCACGUGCCUCUCCUCGGGUUGAGAGGGGAAGAUCUCCUUCUAGAAGCAGGAGCCCAUCAGAAUCAAGGUCCUCUCCAGACUCCAAGUCUCCAAUUCGAACGGGGAAAGCCAGGUCUAGAUCAUCAUCGUCGGGAAGCCCAGACGGAAAGAAGGGCCUGGUUUCUUAUGGUGACGGUUCCCCGGACUCGAGUUGA